AGUAAAUUAUCUGUAAAUUGGAGCACUGCCAUUGUAUGAAGUGCUGAGCCAAUCUGGCCAGUCACCGAAAAACCCUGCCCAGUAGAGUGGGGGUGGUCCUGCAGGGCAUAUAUGGAUUCACCACAUGGGCAUUCAGUCCCAGAGCCGAUGGAGGGCAGAGAUGCAUAGAUGCCAUAACCAUCCUCUUUAGUGUCGUCAACGGAUGUAGGAGAGACAUGGAGUCAUCAGCAACAGCUUCCUUCUCUGAUCUGCUGAAAGAGAUCAAGCCACUUACUGCAGACGAGGGGCGCUAAUCCUCACAUGUGAAAUAUACUGGCAAAUCGAGGCACUGCGGAGAGAGCGAAGGACGCAGAACCUGUGCCAGUGUGAGUGCACUCAAACCCGUAUAAUCAGUCCCCCUUCUUCUGAGGCUCCUGGGUGGGAAGAAAAGGGGAAAGCAGACACAGGAGGACAGCUUUCAUGAAAGAAAGCAAUCCAUGAGCAAAGCAGGGGUAUCUCAAUAGGUGCAAGUGUCUUUCUGAUGCUGGGGCUCUUCUACGGUGAGUAGCAGGCUUCAAGCUUCUUGCUUUUUCUUCAGAGUCCAGUGAGGAGACGAUCUUCUCACCAAAGAAGAAAAUUCUGACAAAAUGGCGCUCAGAGCCAACUUAUAUAGCAGUUGGCUUCACCCUUUUUGCACCAUUUGUUUAUGUAGCUACACAAACGUAAAAACAAAUCAGCCUUUAGUAUUCAGAGUAAACAGGAGUUUCCCCAUAAGCGUCCUUGAUGCAAUGGGAGAGACUGUUCGAUGGGGAAACAGUGUUUCAUUAAGAAUACUACUAAGUUUUUUUUACUUCAAAAUAUCACAUUUAAUUGAAUUUGUAAGUGAAUUUUUUUUAACAACAAUUUGUUUAAGUGUAUUUAGUAAAAAGAUAACAAAAUACUAUCAACUAAAAAAUUUUUUAACAUUUAUAUUUGCAUGCUGUUUUGUUUUGCAAAGAAGGUUUGGAGAAUUCCUCAUGGCUCGGGUCACUUCUAAUUUAACAGAAGAGCAAACAAAGCAGCUUUGUGACCUGCUGGGGAAUGUAAAACUGUCUCUUCUCUACAAAGCUUCAGUUCAUGGAUAUAAAGCUUCUGUCUUCCAUCAGCAGUGUGACAAUGAGGGUCCCACUUUACUUGUAGCCUACAACCGUUCAGGCUACAUCUUUGGUGGAUACACCAGUGUAGAUUAUGCUCGAAGCGGAAGGCAAAUUACAGAUAAAGAAGCUUUCCUGUUCAGCUUUCAAGGCAAGAUCCCUGUCUACAUCAAAGUUAACAGUGGACAUUAUGCCCGUCUCGAUGAUGCUGGAAUGCCCAACUUUGGCGAACAGUUGUACUUUUGCUACAACAGUGACGCAGUUGUGUAUAAUGACGGAGGUAAAUCAUACAGUUUUGAUGCUAAAAGACUGUAUGGGAAUAAUACUAACCUGACUGAAUGUGAGGUCUACAAAGUCAAACAGAGUAAGUCAACCAGAAAAAGUGUCUGUAAUGCAGUUGUGUGGAGUAAACUAUAUAAAUAUAUGAGUCCAGUCUCUAAAAUGUAUUUGUUUAGUCUUAUUGUUAAGCUUACUCAGCAGAAGUUAAUAACCUUUACUCAAUAUUCAUCAGAUUUUCGGACCAAGGAGAAGCCAUGGAGGAAUAUUCUGUGGACAUCAAUACGAAGAGAUGAGCUCCUAGAAAUGAUCAGGAAUCAUAAACCCGUGGUGACGUCUGUCAGCCGUGUUCGAAUCCUAAUGAUUGGUCCUGUAGGUGCUGGAAAAUCCAGUUUCUUCAACUCCAUCAACUCCAUCUUCACUGGUCAUGUGACCAACAAAGCCAUUUCAGGAUGUGCAGGCACUAGUCUCACCACACAGUUUCGUACAUAUUCAGUGAAAGACGGUCGUGAGGGAAAGCCGUUGCCAUUUGUGUUGUGUGACACCAUGGGACUGGAGGAGCAAUCAGGUGCAGGACUGGAUAUUGAGGACAUCAGCAGCAUUCUUCAAGGCCACGUACCAGACCGCUAUAAAUUCAACCCCUCUGCACCAUUUCAACCUGACGAGCAAAAGACCUCCAAACCUGCAUCUCUACAGGAGAAGAUCCACUGUGUGGUGUACGUGAUAGACGCCAGCAAAAUCUCCCUCAUGUCUGAAAAAGUAGAGGAAAAACUUGCUUCCAUACGCAGAGAAAUAAACUCACUGGGCAUUGCCCAGAUGGUCCUGAUGACAAAAGUAGAUGAAGCCUGUCCUCGUGUAGAGGAGGACCUUUACCAGAUUUAUCUGAGUUCCUACAUCAAGUCAAAGGUUCAGGAGGUGAGCUCUCGGUUGGGUGUUCCGGUGUCUUGUGUGUUACCGGUGAAGAACUACAGUCAGGAGCUGGAGCUGGAGCUCAACUGUGACGUCCUGCUGCUCACCGCUCUACAGCAGAUGCUUCGCUUAGCAGAUGACUAUCUGGAUGAUGUUGAUGUAAUUUAGGCCAUAAAGUACUGCAGAUAUAGGAGUUUAUACCUCUUGAUUAGCAAGAAAAUCUUGAUCAUAUCAAGUAUGAUCAAGUAUGACCAUACUUAAGAAAAUGAUGUGAAAUGCCAACAAAGUUUGUGUAUCAUUUAAGUUGCACAUUACAUGUAGUAUUGCAGUAUUGUUGUGCCAUGAUCAUGUUUAUAGCAAUGAUGUGUUAGGACUAGAAUUCAAGAUGCUGAAAUCUGCAUAAGCUCAAUAAAGUGCUUAAGCUUAGUUGUUUGAAGCUUAAAAGUUUCUUUUGUAAGACUAAAAUAAACAAU
Labeo rohita (rohu) is the source of this 2770-nucleotide messenger RNA. RefSeq names its product interferon-induced protein 44. The transcript has 6 exons. Gene Ontology annotation, molecular function: GTP binding. NCBI's taxonomy places the organism in Eukaryota, Metazoa, Chordata, Actinopteri, Cypriniformes, Cyprinidae. The record is from RefSeq and is a predicted model, not a curated record. The coding region runs from base 627 to 2465 and encodes 612 amino acids.